Molecule: messenger RNA, 3816 nt
Organism: Penaeus indicus
Lineage: Eukaryota; Metazoa; Arthropoda; Malacostraca; Decapoda; Penaeidae
Exons: 2
Coding region: 1-3816 (1271 amino acids)
Biological process (GO): DNA integration
Molecular function (GO): zinc ion binding; nucleic acid binding
Source: RefSeq, a predicted model, not a curated record
AUGGAAGCAGAGUUAAAGAAAGAAGAAUUGAAGAUAAGGCAGCUGGAGUUAAAAAAAGAGUUCCCUGUGGUAGAUGAGGUGGCACACCACGACACUGCAAAAGUACAGGUAAAGUACCCCAAAUUACCUGUGUUCAAUGAUAAAUGCGAUAACAUUGAUGCAUACCUUCAGCGGUUUGAAAGGUUCGCUAGGAACGCUGAUUGGUCCGAAGAAGUGUGGGCCAUCAGUUUAGCCUCCUUAUUGCAAGGUAAAGCCCUGGACAUAUAUCACCAAUUAACCCCUUCAGAAGCAAAUAAUUUUGAGCUGGUAAAAUCAGCACUAUUAAAGGGAUUUGAUUGCACAGCUGAGGGUUUUAGAACUAAAUUUAGAAACUGUAAUUUUUUUACGGGAGAGACUGCCAAACAAUUAAUAGCAAGAAUGACAAAACUGUUUGAGAGAUGGACUGAGAUGGCGGAAUGUGAAAAAGAGUACGAGGUUUUAAAGGAACUGAUCAUCAGAGAGCAAUUUCUAUCCUCAUGUGACCGUAACCUGAGUUUAUUCCUAAAAGAGCGAUCUCUAAGAACUCUACAAGAGCUACAGGAGAAUGCGGAUCGUUUCCUCGAGGCCCACGGAAACCAAGGGACUCGAGCAAUGACACACCAGUCGCAGGUAUUCCGCCCACCUCAGCCCUCAACGCCCAGCAUCCCAGCAACGGAAAAAGGCGCAGUGCGGGGCCAGGUAACUUGCUUCAUAUGUAAUAAACGGGGACACAGGGCAUGGGAAUGUUAUUUCAGGCCACCGAAUGUUCGAGGAAAAUCGAGCAGACCACAGCCGCGGAAGGAAGAUGCAGCCGCCCCAGUAAGCAGUGUUGUAGUUGCACCAGAAAAUAAUCCCCUGUAUGACUUGAUAAUUGGGGAAAUACCAGGAGCAAGUACAGGUGAGGACGACGCACGAACGGAAAAGUGUGGAGUGAUGACGAGAAUGCAGACCAGAUUCGAGAGUGAAUGUAAAAGGAAGACGCCAGUGUUGAAGAUAGCAGAGGUUACGAAAAUGUUGAACACGAAUAUACAGAAAACUCAAGAGGAGGAUAAAAGUUUGGAUGGAAUUCGGAUAUACGUACAAAAAGGUAAAGUUUUUAAAAGGAUGAAAAAUAAUGAAAUAUCUAAAUUCGUUUUGAAAAGAGGACUGCUGUACAGGCAUGUGAUGACGGGAAAACGACAACGGGAUCAACUCAUUGUUCCUCAAGCGUGUCGCCAAGCUAUCCUGGAGCUGGCCCAUUCAGGCAUUAUGGGAGGCCACUUGGGCACAAGCAAAACUAAAGAUAGAAUACUUGCACAUUUCUUUUGGCCAGGUGUUACCGUCGCUGUAACUCGCUACUGCAGAUCAUGCGACGUGUGUCAACGGACGGUGGAUAAGGGGAAGGUGAGCAAGGUCAGACUGGGUGACAUGCCGCUCAUUGGUGAACCAUUUUCCCGCAUGGCCGUAGACCUGGUGGGGCCGCUUGAGCCACGAUCUUCAAAUGGCUCUCGGUACAUCCUGACGGCAGUCGAUUAUGCUACGCGGUACCCCGAGGCUGUCGCUCUUCCAAGCAUUGACACACCUACAGUAGCAGAGGCCUUGGUUACAAUCUUCAGCAGGGUAGGUGUGCCUAGAGAGAUUUUAUCUGACAGGGGGACACAGUUUACCUCUGACAUAAUGAAAGAAGUAUAUCGCUUACUUUCCAUUCAGUCUUUGACCACUACACCAUACCAUGCUAUGUGCAAUGGUCUUGUUGAAAAAUUUAACGGGACACUAAAGAAAAUGCUUAAAAGGAUGUGUGUUGAGCAGCCCAAGGAAUGGCACCGCUACUUGGCGCCCCUUCUAUUUGCUUACCGCCAAGUACCCCAGGCCAGCACGGGAUUCUCGCCCUUCGAGCUGAUUUACGGACACACCGUAAGAGGACCGCUAACACUGCUGCGUGAGUUAUGGGACGGCAGUCCGGUUGAUGAUGAGGUAAAGUCUGCAUAUGAGUAUGUAAUUAACCUACGAGAAAGGUUGGAAAAUACAUGUAGAAUGGCUUUAACAGAAUUAAAACAGGCGCAGGAGGUAGCCCAGCACUACUACGACCAGAAAACCAAAGACCGAAAUAUUGUGGUUGGCGAUGACGUCUUGCUACUGUUGCCUACCAAUACCAACAAGCUGUUGUUCCAGUGGAAGGGACCAUUCAGAGUCUUAGGCAGCCCUAGCAAAUGGAACAAGGUGGUGGAUGUAAACGGGACUCCGAGAAAAUAUCACGUUAACAUGUUGAAGCGUUACGUGUACCGCGAAGGCGAAAAGAAAACGGAGAAAACCGCCGUCGCCGUGGUGGCGUCCGACGCCGUGCAAGGUAAAUUAAUUACAAUUCCCAGUUAUCACCAGCAGGAGACGUGGAAAGACGUACAUUGCAAUAUUCAUUUACCAGACGAUCAGCAAGAAGAUCUAAAGGAAAUUUUACGCAAGUAUGAAACGGUAUUAACGGAUGUUCCAGGUAAAACUAAUGUGACUGAAUACAGAAUUGAGGUGACGGUGCCCGAUACUAUUAGAGUAAAACCUUACCCUAUUCCUUACAGCUUAGAGGAUGUGGUGAGAGAAGAGCUGUCUCAUAUGAUGCAACUUGGCAUUAUUGAAGCAUCGGACUCCUCGUUCUCGACUCCUAUUUUAGUUGUGCCUAAAAAGGAUGGAAAACAUCGGCUUUGUUUAGAUUUCAGGAGACUAAACAAAAUUGUUAAAUUUGAUGCAGAACCCAUGUGCGAUCCAGAAUCCAUAUUUUGCAGGCUAAGUCACAGCAGAUAUUUUUCGAAGAUCGACCUGACAAAAGGUUACUGGCAAAUACCUCUGGAAAAGGAUUCCCGGAAGUUUACCGCUUUUUCUACUCCUGCAGGUUUGUUUCAAUUUACAGUCUUGCCAUUCGGCCUGGUUAAUGCCCCUGCAGCGUUUAACAGACUCAUGAGAAGCUUAUUUGGCAACAUGGAAGGAGUGGAAACCUUCCUGGACGAUAUUCUGGUACACACGACGACGUGGGAUCAACAUUGCAUUCUACUGGAGCAAGUGCUGACUAAACUCUGCAACGCAAAUUUAACGGCGCGACCAACGAAGUGCGAGCUAGGUAAGACAACCUUGGAAUAUUUGGGACAUAUUGUUGGCGAAGGCCAGUUAAAGCCUACUGCUGAAAAGACUAUUAACAUCAUAGACACUCCCCCGCCUACUAGUAAAAAGCAAGUUAGGUCAUUCCUCGGGCUGUCUGGAUACUACCGCCGCUACAUCGAGAAUUACGCCAGCAUCGCCGCGCCGCUGACGGAGCUAGUCAAGAAAAGCGCCCCGUCCAAGGUCACGUGGCGAGAAGAACAUCAGCGCGCAUUCGACAGGUUGAAAUAUGCGCUGACAAAACCCAUCCUUAAACUCCCCGAUAUUAAUAACCCUUUCAUCCUCAGAACAGACGCUUCGGAAGUGGGUUUGGGAGCUGUCCUUUUACAGGAAGAUGCUGACGAGAAACUCCCCGUGGCGUAUGCCAGCAGAAAACUGUCUAACACGGAGCAAAAAUAUUCGGUGAUCGAACGAGAGUGUCUGGCGGUGGUGUGGGCAACCAAGAAAUUCUACAAGUUCCUGUACGGUCGCGAGUUCUACCUCGAGACGGACCACCAACCUCUCGUAUACUUGGAUACAGCAAAAUCACUAAACGGUCGCUUGAUGAGGUGGGCGCUGGCUCUACAAGAAUAUAGAAUGAUUAUUCGUUAUAUCCGCGGUAGUGAAAAUGUUGGUGCAGAUUUCUUAAGCAGAAAUCCCGCGUUAAGUGUUCAAAGUGAAACCGUGUUGUGUUAA